AUGGCUGCGGCGCUGGACGCGGCGGCGGCCCCCUGCCAGCUGGCGUCCGAGCGGCGCGUGCGAGGGCCCAUCGGCGCGAUCCAGGCCACGCUCCCGGACUUGGGCUGGGACCCCGUGGAGGCGACGCGGUGGCAUCGGCCCACGGCGGCGGGCUAUGACGAGUGGACGCUGCCGACGGCCGCGGACGAGCGCUUCGCCAGCGUCACGGAGUACCAAGGCGUGCUGGACGACGUCGUCGCGGACCUCCGUAGCCAGCCUUGGCGGCAGGCGGCGUGCCACGAGGAGGACAAGAUGUCGGAUUCGGGGCUCAACCUAAUUGUCGUGUCGGGCGGGCAAUGGCCGCGCGAACUGCGCUUGUGGGCCAGCUACGCUCUGAGCGACGGCAUUUGCAAGCGCUGUGGGCGGGCCAGGGAGGACCUUCUCCACAGGAUCUGGACGCGCGCCGAUAGCGCGGGCGACGAGGCCUUCUCAAAGACGGACGCGCUCCUGCCGAGGGCGCUGGCGGGCUAUGAGGUGGAGCCUUCCUUUUGGCUGCAGAGCGUAGCGCCGGCCCGCCUCGCGACGCCGACCUUCGACGAGGAGAGGGUGGCGCGGGCUGAGGUGGUCAUCGGCGGACCGCUCGACCAUUGCCGCGACUCCACAACCGUUGUCACUGUCUUCGGCGACGGCUCAGGCGGGCGCUUCUCCGUCGACCCGAGAAGGAGGAGGUGCGGCGCUGCGAUCGCGUUCCUCGCCCGGGGUCCCGACGGUAAGUGGCAAGCCGCUGCUGGGCGCUAUGUGCCACUCGUCGGCUCGCGGCAGACAGUGCCGCGGGCUGAGAUUUUGGCGUUCGUGCUGGCGCUGGGAUCCACCUCUGGCGCGAUGCGCUUCGUGACUGCUGGGCAGGCGGCCGAGGCAGGCUGGCAGGCCAGCUUGUUCGGCCCCGAGCCUCGCACGGACGAGUUCGACUCCAUCGCCACCCUCGUCAGGCGGCCAGCCCGCACGGCGGCUCGCAUGGCCGCGGCGGAGAGCGCCCACCUGAUGGUGCGGUGCGGCAGCAAGCGGACCUGCCAGAGGUGCCGCAGACUCGCGCAGAUUUGCCGUUUGUUUGUGCUUCUGCAGCACGCCUUGCACCGGACCUGCUGUCGCCGAGGCCAGCUUUUGGCGGCGGCGGCCAGUGGAGGUGGCCCAGCUCCUGCACCUGUGGGCACCGCCCCGUGCGGCGAGGAGCUGCGGAGAGAGCUGGACGACCUGCGCGGCUACAGGGACGCCUACGAGAAGCUCCAGGCGAAGAUUGCGCCCUUCUCGGCCGCGCGCGGGGCCCGGGGGCGGGGCGCCGCCGCCGUCCUGGAGUCCUUCCUGGGCGCGCAGCGCGCGGGCAGCCACGGCCAGCCCGAGCCCGAGGUGUGA
This is a messenger RNA of Prorocentrum cordatum, 1389 nucleotides long. The record is from the annotation of a GenBank genome assembly. Lineage: Eukaryota; Dinophyceae; Prorocentrales; Prorocentraceae.